This is a messenger RNA of Aphanomyces invadans, 828 nucleotides long. RefSeq lists its product as hypothetical. The transcript has a single exon. The record is from RefSeq and is a predicted model, not a curated record. Lineage: Eukaryota; Oomycota; Saprolegniomycetes; Saprolegniales; Verrucalvaceae. The coding region runs from base 1 to 828 and encodes 275 amino acids.
AUGACGUCUCCUAUCGCGUUAACGUGGGGAGAGAACGGAAACGGUCGCUCGCGACAAGCAGAACAACCGUCGUGGGGCAGGGUGCAGUCGCCGACGCCCACUGACUCAACCGACAUUGGGCCGAUUGCAGCGAUGGCGUGCACGGGAUGGGGCAUUCACGCACUAAAUCAAAAUGGCGACAGUGGUUUUGGGAUGCAUUGGACGAACGUUCCAUUCAAACGACGGGGUCGAGAGUGCCGUUGCCAGAGCCCUGUCGCGUACUUGUGGACGUACGUGCCAAAUGCAUAUUCUUCGGCUAAAUUCACAUUGCAAGUGAUCAACUGCACUCCCACGGAAGACUGUCAUGUAAAAGCCGAGAUCAUCACGGCGGGGUGGAGCCUCGUCGCGCUGCUCCUCGCAGACGGCUCGAUCAAGACAUGUCACAUCCACUGCAUCACUCAGACGAAGGUGUAUUCCAUUGCGUCGGACUCGCGUGACCCCAUUGAGCGCAUGGUCGCGGGCAGUGGCUUCAGCGUGGCGCUGUCCAACCUCGGCCUAGUCUACUUGUGGCACGAAAUUGGGCAAUCCGAAUCCCUCCAUUUCGACACAGACGACAAGCUAGGGCUGCGUGGGGGCAGAUUCUCCCACGUGUCUGCGCGGUUGCACAACCUAGCGCUCGUCGACGGUGCAACUGGACGCUUACGUAUGUUUGACCUGAACCGUGGUCGAGAAAUCACGUCGACAUGGAUGGACUCGACGCUGAAAAUCGCCAAAGUCUCGCACGGCAACUUGAACGGCGGCGCAUUGCUCACAAAUGUCCAAGUGUGGAGAAGGGGCAACGGGUCGUAG